Molecule: messenger RNA, 2551 nt
Organism: Coccidioides posadasii C735 delta SOWgp
Lineage: Eukaryota; Fungi; Ascomycota; Eurotiomycetes; Onygenales; Onygenaceae
Molecular function (GO): lipid binding
Source: RefSeq, a predicted model, not a curated record
GCUCGUCAACGAGCUUCAUCGUCGUUCAAUUGCCCUCAAUCAUAUGACUAGAAACAACAUUGCUGCCAAAUACUCCUGUUGUCUCUCCACUAUUGGGUGAGGAUCGUUGGGCCAACUCCUUGAUGGUUUCGAGCUCAGACCUUCCAUGCAGAAGAGGUCUAGCCCGGCUCUUGACAACCAAUUGCUCUAGCAUAAGUUGAGAAAAGCCAGCUCACAUUGCACACCAUGCUCUCGUGUUGUAAACCCCGUAGACCUCGCCAUGGCGAGACGGAGCCCCUUCUUCCACAGCAUGAAAGCAAUACCAGCCUGCAGCGGGACCUGCAGGAGAAAUUGCACGGAUACGAAAUGCUUCGAGCAGUGUAUUCCGGGUUCAUGCCAUCCUCUGCUCAGAUCGUUUCACAUCUUCGAGCCUUGCUUGUCUCGGAUUUAUUGAACCCGGAUAACCCAACACUGAGCAGUUCAGGUCGACAGCUCGCCCAAGACUGCAGGGCAUGGUUACGGGUCUUUAUCCAGGUUUUACGUGACAAAAAUGGGGACGAUCAACUUCAAGAAGUUAUUUGGAACCUCUCAAGGUCAAAAGUGUCCGUAGACACUGCUCGCCUUGCUGGGACUGCGUCGUCGGCCAAGGCGCAGGCAGAUACUGCAGCCGCAUAUGAAAGUCUGCGCACCAUUACAAGUCUUUUGAUGACAAAUGCUGACUUCCGCCUCCUUGUUGGUGACCUGACGAUGGUCUCUCGCCAGAUAUUUGCAGACACAGCCUCCUCUGUGUCCACUGCCGCUGCUCAUGUCUCUGAAGAAGUUGAGCCUUCAGAGCGACAAAAGAAUGUAAUCGGAGCAGAUGGGUCUCAAGAGGAGCAACGGCCUACGGGUGACGAUGUUGCUCAAGAAGCCGGACGAAUUGCUGAUACUGCCAAAAAUGCAGUCAAACAAACUGGCCGGGACGCCGUUGACAGUAUGAAGAGGAACUUAGCUGAAAAACAAAAAGAGUCUCUUUUGCAUCGUAUUAAACAAACAGUGGAUAGUUUACGCAAAAGGGAAGAUUAUUCCAACUCCGCGGACACAAUAUCCCGAAUAAUCCAACAUUAUUCCAUGAUAUAUUACCGCGCCACAGGGUCGAUGGCUAUCGAUAUUGAAGAGAAUAUAGAAACUAACCCCGAAUUCGACAAAACGAUGAGAAAACUCUGGUCAUUUUUAUCUUCUUUCGGUUGUCAGGAGGACUGGAGCCUCCUGGAACAAAAGUUCCAAAAGCUGAUGGAAAAUUAUCAAGACGAUGAAAGGUUCAAGGAAACUUUUGAAAAUAUCGGAUUCACCCUCUUUAGCCUACUAACUAACCCAGGAUUUUACGAUUCUGCUGACACCUCCAUCGGCUCUCUUCGGGAAAAGCUCAAGGACGCGAGUACUGACUCUGAUCAGAGCCUAGUCGAUUUCUACGAUCAGCUAAAACAGGCUUUCUAUUCUGCUUCUCAAGAUGAAAGCAUUGCAAGACUUAUCGCCGCCACCAAAAAGGUAGCGGGCCAUUUGGUGGCUGCUUUUCGUGAGGAGGGAUCCCGUCUGCCUGCUGAUGCCCUGCAUAUUUUCUUGCCCCUUUUGAUACGAGCCGUUCAACAUAUCCCAAUUCCAAGACUAGAGAUGUCUGUGCCAGAAAUGGACCUCCUUCUCGAAAAUGUUAUUCUGGAGCCUGGCCACACUCUUCAUUCUUCGUCUUUCCUUCCAUAUCGCAUUCUUUUGACAACCACGAACAGUCUAGAACUACGAAAGACACACUCCAAGGAGACAACUACGGACAUGACAAACAUCGUGAAUGUAACGAUGAAUGGACUGAAUAUCAGCGCGCAAGAGUUUGGAUAUUGGGUCCGCGUUCACUCCCCUCCUUACAUACCGUACUUUGGCGACGAAGGCAUAGCUAGUUUUGCCCUUGACAAGCGCGGGAUUGAUAUCUCCCUAGAGUUCGCAGUUGGCAGACAGCGGUUAGAGCAAGUUUUUGCUCUGCGUUCCGUCCGAGUUCAUAUCCAUAAACUCGAAUACACGAUCCAGAAAAGUUCGUGGGCUUUUCUCUGGUGGAUGAUGAAACCGUUUGUCAAGCACAUGGUUCGUCGCACAAUAGAGAAGAAGAUCGCCGAGCAAAUUGUAGCCACCGCGCGGGCUGUCAAUCGUGAGCUUGUUUUCAUGCGCGAACGGCUGCGCGCAGCAAGAAUCUCGGAUCCAGAUAACUUUGCGAACUUUGUAAGAGCUGUUUUGACAAGGAUGACUCCUCAGUCUGAUCCAGAUGUAUACACUAGGGUGGGAAUUGAUGCGCAUCGCAAGGGUAUCUUCAAGGAUGUGUAUACGCCAGCCAGUUUGAUGAAGAUCUGGCAUGAAGAAGGAGAAAGAGCCGGGGAGAUUGUCGACGCUGGAGAUGAAAGCGGCGGUAUUGGUCUGACGUGGAGGAAUCGGAUCUUCGACUAUUCACCAUCAAGACGUCAUUCUCGCCAACCGAGCCAAACCUUUUAGCUUAAUGUUUAUUUUCUUCUGAUUUCUUUAUUCUUUGGUUAACGAUUUCGGUUUCUCUCAA